Messenger RNA from Prunus armeniaca (apricot), 378 nucleotides. Lineage: Eukaryota; Viridiplantae; Streptophyta; Magnoliopsida; Rosales; Rosaceae. The record is from the annotation of a GenBank genome assembly.
AUGGGCCGGGCCGGGCUUUUUUCCAAUGGGCCGGGCGGGCCCCCAUCGGCCCAUGAGCCCGUGGGCCAAAUGAUGAGGCCUAAUGUCAGGGGAAUUUCAAAGACUGCCAAUGUCAAGAGGCUAGGUCUUCUGGGUAUCAGGCGCCAACCAAAACAGAAGAAGGAAGAAGGAAGAAGGAAGAGAAGAACUCACCAGCGCCGUCGCACCGACCGCCGCCGCACCCAGCUUCGUCGCUCCAUCGCCGUCGCCACUCAGUUUCAUUUGGUUGGGGUUUCUUACGCAGCUCAAGAUGCUUCGGCAGAGGGUUUGAGGAAUGACCUUGAGCUAGAGAGAUCAUCCUCUGGAAAGCAUAUUAAAAAUUUGAGACCAUCAGCUUGA